Messenger RNA from Eptesicus fuscus (big brown bat), 1420 nucleotides. It is a transcript of the gene RBMX2, whose product is annotated as RNA binding motif protein X-linked 2. Gene Ontology annotation, biological process: mRNA splicing, via spliceosome. NCBI's taxonomy places the organism in Eukaryota, Metazoa, Chordata, Mammalia, Chiroptera, Vespertilionidae. The record is from RefSeq and is a predicted model, not a curated record. Gene Ontology annotation, cellular component: U2 snRNP; precatalytic spliceosome; catalytic step 2 spliceosome. Gene Ontology annotation, molecular function: RNA binding.
CAGAGCCGCACAUGCGCCCUGCAGCCUCUCCCGGUAGUGGAUUCCUCUGUGUUGAGCGCGAAAUCGCGGAGAUGAACCCUUUAACGAAAGUGAAGCUGAUAAAUGAGCUGAAUGAGCGAGAGGUCCAGCUUGGGGUGGCGGAUAAGGUGUCCUGGCAUUCCGAGUACAAAGACAGCGCCUGGAUCUUCCUGGGAGGACUUCCCUAUGAACUUACUGAAGGAGAUAUCAUCUGUGUAUUCUCACAAUAUGGGGAGAUCGUUAACAUUAAUCUGGUGCGGGACAAGAAGACUGGGAAAUCCAAAGGAUUCUGUUUCCUCUGCUAUGAAGACCAGAGGAGCACAAUUCUGGCUGUUGACAAUUUUAAUGGGAUAAAAAUUAAAGGAAGAACUAUCCGAGUGGAUCAUGUGUCUAACUAUCGGACUCCUAAGGACUCAGAAGAAAUGGAUAUUGUGACCAAAGAGCUCCAGGAGAAGGGCUGUGGGGCUCACACCCCCUCAUCAAAUUCAUCUGAGGGCUCUGAAGAGGACAAACCCACCAAAAAACACAAAAAAGACAAAAAGGAAAAAAAGAAAAGAAAGAAAGACAAAGAGAAGACUGAUCAGGAGGAACUGGCAGAGCAGCCAGCCUCCUCUUCAACUCCUAGAAGCAAGAUGAUAAAGGAAAAGGAGGACCCUGGCUCUAAAAAGCACAGCAGCAAGAACUCAGAGAGGGGUCAGAAGCCAGAGUCUAGGGAGGUGCGGAAGCACCACCCCAGUUCCCCUGAGGUCAAGACAACCUGCCAAGGGAGAGUAGAGGACCAUGAGCGGGAGCUGAAGAGGGAGAAGUUCAAGCACGAGCACAAGUCCUCAAGCAGGAGGGAAGAAAGAGAAGAAAAAAACAGGGAUAGGGACAGAGGUCGAAGCUCAGACACACAUUCUAGCUGGCAUGAGGGGCAUUCUGAGGGACAUAGCCGUAGAAGUAGAAGUAGGAGCCGAGAUAAAUCUCAUAGGCCUAAAAAGGCCCGGCACUCUCGAGACCUGGACCCCUCAAAUCCCAGUGACAGCCAGCAUCACUGAAGCUGAAGCCUGGGCAGCUACUCAGUGGAGUUAGAAAUGAACUACAUUUUUAAAAUGCAGUCAAAUUCAAUUAUGCUUUAUUGUUUCUGUGUGUAAAAUCUCUGAGGUUGCAUUCUUUAAUCCCUAGAGUAUUAGAGUUAUUGAGAGUGCAGUAGUUUCAACAGCCAAAUGUCCUGGAGUUUGACUUAAAACAUUUUUAAAAAAUACAUUUUUAUUGAUUUCAGAGAGGAAGGGGGAAAAUACAUAGAAACAUCAAUGAUGAGAGAGAAUCAUUGAUUGGCUGCCUCCUGCAUGCCCCACAUUAGGGAUCAAGCCUGCAACCAGGGUAUGUGCCCUGACCAGGAAUUGAACUGUGAUCUCUUGGU